UAUAAAAAGAUGAUGAGAGCUGGAGAUGGUACCAUAAGACCAUUUUCAGUGACCAGGAGAACUUGCUCCGGACAGUGAAGAAUCUCCGUGAAAUCUUGUCGCGAGUUCAGUGAAAAAAGAGAUCUCUUAAGGAUUUAAGAGCUCCUGUAAAUUCUGUGAACAAAUUUAAAAAAAUAGAGAUAUCAAAAAAAAAUUAUGAAUAAAUUCUGUGUGAUUGGUGUGUUGGCGUUGGCUGCUGCCGUUCUGGCUGAGCCCCCAUCCUUCCGUCGUCCAUCUACGUCCUACGGAGUCCCAUCUUCUAGCUACGGAGCACCCUCAGCCCUGUCCUUCGGUGGUGGAUUUGGACACAGUAGCGGAGGAUUCGGACACAGUAGCGGAGGAUUUGGACACAGUAGCGGAGGAUUUGGACACAGCAGCGGAGGUUUGGGUUACAGCAGUGGAGGAUUUGGCCAUAGCAGCGGAGGAUUUGGCCAUAGCAGCGGAGGAUUCGGACACAGCAGCGGAGGAUUUGGACACGGUGGAUACAGCCAUGGAGGAGGUCUUUCAUCCGGAUUUGGAGGUGGCUACAGGGCUGUGAGCCAUGGUUACCAGAGCAAUGAGGGUCAGUAUGUGGAUCCUCAGCUCCUGCACAAAGUCAAGCAGAUCCUCCUGGAUCAGGAAAACCUCGCUGAAGCUCAUCACGGUGGUGGCCAUGGAGGAGCUCUCUUCACCCCAUCUUCCUCCUAUGGUGUCCCAUCAAGCUCAUACGGACCACCAUCCCCAGUCUACGGUGCCCCCCACUACCGCUCUCGUGUUGUUGACAUCGAUCUCGGUCAUGUGCGCCAGGGUGUCCAGGUAGCCCAAUACCACCAAGAAUCCCUGUCUCACGAUUCCGGUCACGGCUAUGCCUCUGGUCACGGUGGCUACUCUGCCCCCUCAUCGACCUACGGAGCCCCAGCUUCCUACGUAGCCCCACCAUCAUCAGCUUACGGAGUGCCACAUCACUAAGCCUUAGUCAAAAUCAAAACCAAGAUCUCUAACUCUAAACUUUUCCUCAAACUCUUCACCCUCUAUCUCUCUUUCGCCUUCUGACUUUUCCGACUUUCCCUCCCUGUGGCGAGAAAAAGACGAAGAAUUUUCCCUCAAGACUUGAUUGUACAUAAUCCAAUGUAUUUUUUUUUGUAAAUAUGCAAUAAAAAACAAAUCUUAAUGAUAAGUUCAACAUCAA
Molecule: messenger RNA, 1207 nt
Organism: Phlebotomus papatasi
Lineage: Eukaryota; Metazoa; Arthropoda; Insecta; Diptera; Psychodidae
Exons: 2
Coding region: 196-987 (263 amino acids)
Source: RefSeq, a predicted model, not a curated record